CAGGGCCGGGCCGGGUACAGCCAGCGCCGCGCUCCCCGCGCCGCCCGGGCCGGCCCGCCGCUCCCCCGGGCCGGGCGGGGUCACCUUCAUGGGCGGGCGGGAGCGCGCGGCGCUGCCCGCGGCCUGGUGAGGCGGAGGCGGAGCGGCGGCACCGGCACCGGGGGCGAUGUUCGUGCAGGAGGAGAAGAUCUUUGCGGGGAAGGUGCUGAGGCUCCAUGUGUGCACCAUGGAGGGCGCCGAGUGGCUGGAGGAGGUGCCCGAGGACACCACGGUGGAGAAGCUCAAAGAGCGGUGCCUGAAGCACUGUGUUCCUGGGAGCCUGGAGGAUCCCAAAACUGUGACACAUCAUAAGCUGAUCCAUGCUACUUCUGAGAAGGUGCUGACAGACACAAAAACAGUGUUGGAGGAGAACAUUCAGGACAGAGAUGUGUUGCUGCUGGUCAAGAAGCGUGCACCAGCUCUGCUCCCCAAGAUGGCAGAUGUGGUUGCAGAGGAGAAGAGGAAGCAGGAGCAGAAAGCUCCUGACAAGGAUGCCAUCCUCAAAGCCACUGCCAACCUGCCUGCCCGCAGCGUGGACCGCACCGUGAGCCACCACAACAUGAGGGAUUUUCCUUUCUUGCAGUUCCAGACAGAACUCCGGAAGAUUUUGGUGUCUCUCAUAGAAGUUGCACAAAAAUUGCUAGCACUGAACCCUGAUGCAGUUGAACUAUUUAAGAAGGCGAAUGCCAUGCUGGAUGAGGAUGAGGAGGACAGGGUGGACGAGAUCGCGCUGCGCCAGCUCACCGAGAUGGGCUUCCCAGAGAGCAGAGCUGUCAAAGCCCUCAGGCUGAACCACAUGUCAGUGACCCAGGCCAUGGAGUGGUUGAUAGAACAUGCUGAUGACCCUGCUGUGGAUGCUCCUCUGCCAGGUCAGGCUCCUGCAGAAGCCCCAGCUGAAGGUGCUGCCUCCUCUGCUGAGGCAGCUGCAGGUCCCAGCUCGGAGGAGGGCAGGGAAGAGGCCAAGGAUGAGCUGACAGAAAUCUUCAAGAAGAUCCGGAGGAAAAGAGAGUUUCGUCCAGACCCAAGGGCUGUCAUUGCCCUGAUGGAGAUGGGAUUUGAUGAAAAGGAAGUGGUGGAUGCACUCAGAGUGAACAACAACCAGCAAAACGCAGCCUGUGAGUGGCUGCUGGGAGACAGAAAACCUUCUCCAGAGGACUUAGAUAAGGGCAUUGAUACCAACAGCCCUCUCUUCCAAGCCAUCUUAGAAAACCCAGUGGUACAAUUAGGGCUCACCAACCCUAAAACUCUACUAGCCUUCGAGGACAUGCUUGAAAACCCCUUGAACAGCACUCAGUGGAUGAACGAUCCCGAAACGGGGCCGGUGAUGUUACAGAUCUCCCGAAUCUUCCAGACACUGAAUCGCACGUAGAGGGAGCUGCCAGUGCACUGUGCCACUUCCCCCUGGCCCUCACCCCCCCUCCACCACCUCGGGAGGGUGCCUGGAUGGUUGGGAAGGAGUGGAUGGA
Molecule: messenger RNA, 1505 nt
Organism: Cinclus cinclus
Lineage: Eukaryota; Metazoa; Chordata; Aves; Passeriformes; Cinclidae
Gene: UBAC1
Product: UBA domain containing 1
Exons: 10
Coding region: 167-1408 (413 amino acids)
Molecular function (GO): protein binding
Source: RefSeq, a predicted model, not a curated record